Molecule: messenger RNA, 1722 nt
Organism: Schizosaccharomyces japonicus yFS275
Lineage: Eukaryota; Fungi; Ascomycota; Schizosaccharomycetes; Schizosaccharomycetales; Schizosaccharomycetaceae
Product: D-lactate dehydrogenase
Exons: 1
Coding region: 1-1722 (573 amino acids)
Cellular component (GO): mitochondrion
Molecular function (GO): D-lactate dehydrogenase activity; FAD binding; flavin adenine dinucleotide binding
Source: RefSeq, a predicted model, not a curated record
AUGGUUUCACCAUCACGAUUUUCCCUGCUGUCGCGCUUUUCAUGUGCCCAACCAGUGAAACUGUCUAUCCACAGAAAUCUACAUACAAUCACAAAAAAGCAGCCGAUUCACCACUUGGGAAGUCGUUUUUCAUCUUCAACGGCGAAUAAUCAAUCAAGAAGCAGCCUCUUGUAUGGGCUUGUUUGCGGUAUUUUGGCUGGCGGUGCGACGUAUUUCACAACUCGAUAUAUACAAAAUCGGUCACUGUCGAGACAGUUUGCUGUCGGGAACGCUUCAGUAGAUCAUUCGCCGUUUGAACCUGUUUUUGCAACAUCAAAAGUUUAUCCUAAAUUUAUUAAGGAAUUAAAGAAAGUACUCGGUGAAGACAGCGUUUCGAUUGACGCAGAUGAACUCGAGCGGCAUGGGUCCAGCUCAUGGUCUUCUUACCAUUACGUUCACAAUCCCAACGUAGUCGUUUACCCAACUUCAACAGAACAGGUAUCAGCCAUUGUCAAAUUAUGUCAUAAGCAUCGUGUUCCUGUUAUUCCUUUCUCCGGUGGAACCUCUUUGGAAGGGCAUUUUAGUGCGACGUAUGGUGGCAUUUGUGUGGAUUUUAUGAACAUGGAUAAGGUACUAGAAGUACACGACGCCGACUUGGACUGUAUUGUGCAACCUGCUGUAAAAUGGGAGGACCUCAACGACCAAUUGCAAUCCAAAGGGUUGUUUUUCGGCCCCGAUCCCGGUCCUGGCGCCGAGAUUGGCGGAAUGGUUGGCACAGGUUGUUCGGGAACAAAUGCUGCACGAUAUGGUACUAUGCGUGAAAAUGUAUUGUCCAUUACUGCUGUGUUAGCUGAUGGUACAAUUGUGAAGACAAGGAGAAGGCCACGCAAGAGCUCCGCCGGCUACGACUUGACACACUUAUUCAUCGGUUCCGAAGGCACGCUAGGGUUAGUAACUGAAAUUACGCUGAAGUUGCAUGCCAUUCCUCCUUGUCGAAAUGUUGCCGUAUGCCAAUUCGAGUCUAUACACGACGCUGCUACCACUGUGCAGAACAUCAUGCGUCAAGGAUUGAAUGUGGCCGCUAUGGAACUGCUGGAUGAUACGCAAAUGCGCAUUAUUAAUGAGGCUUUAACUUCCCAUUGGGAAGAAAAACCUACUUUAUUCUUCAAAUUUGCCGGCGGCUACAAGGCAGUACAAGAGACAAUUGAUAUUGUAGGCAAACUUGCACGUAAGAACCAUGGUGGAAAAUUUCAAUUUGCGCGAAACGAAACAGAAGCAGAGUCUUUGUGGAAUGCACGUAAACAAGCUCUUUGGAGCACACUUGCCUUUGCCAAAGAGGAUUUACAAGUUUGGACAACCGAUGUUUGUGUGCCGUUGUCUCGUCUUCCAGAUCUCAUUACGAAAACACAGAAAGACUUAAAAGAUGCGGGUUUGCUUGGAGGCAUCGUAUCACACGCAGGUGACGGUAAUUUCCACAGCUUUCUGUUGUAUGACAAAAACAAACCUGAAGAAUUCGAGAAAGCUUCAACACUGGUUCAUCGUCUCGUUUUGAACGCUAUUCACAUGGACGGUACCAUUACGGGUGAACACGGAAUUGGUCUAGUCAAACGUGCCUAUUUGAACGAAGAACUAAGUCCUGAUACUGUAGCCUUGAUGCGUCAACUGAAGUGUGCUCUUGAUCCGCUUGGAAUACUUAAUCCAGGACACGUUCUUCCUCAGCCGGGCGAGAGUGUUUCUCACUAA